This is a messenger RNA of Brenthis ino (lesser marbled fritillary), 468 nucleotides long. NCBI's taxonomy places the organism in Eukaryota, Metazoa, Arthropoda, Insecta, Lepidoptera, Nymphalidae. The record is from the annotation of a GenBank genome assembly.
AUGAUGUUGUUACUAGGGGAUGUUUUUCCUAACUUUUCUGCUAAUACAACAGACGGUGAAAUAGAUUUCUAUGAAUGGCUUGGUCAGUCAUGGGGCAUACUUUUCUCUCACCCCUCGGAUUUUACACCAGUGUGUACAACUGAACUUGCCAAGGUGAUAAAUUUGCAACCAGAAUUUCAGAAGCGCAAUGUCAAGACAAUUGGAUUGUCAUGUGAUUCAGUUACAUCUCAUAAGGAGUGGUGUAAAGAUAUUAAGAGUUAUGGAGGCUGUACUGAUGAUGAUAAGUUUCCUUAUCCUUUAAUUGAAGAUAAAGAUAGAAAAAUAGCUAUGAAACUGGGUAUGAUUGAUAAGGAUGAGCUAGAUGCUGUUGGCAUGCCCCUCACUGCUCGUGCUGUGUUCAUUAUAGACCCUAACAAAAAGUUUAGAUUGUCUUUGCUGUAUCCUGCCACUACUGGUAGAAACUUUGAG